GUCGCCUUUGUGGGGAGACACAGGGUGGGUACCCGCGCUGCCCGCGCCGGGCCGGGGCUCCCCGCCGCCCCCAUGAGCCGCCUGUAGGGUCCGCGGCGCUGCGCCCCAGGGGCUCAGGGUUGGUUGUUUUGGGUUCCUCCUUCCCGUCCCUUUUUUUUUUUCUUACAGUCUAUUUUUGUACACUUUGCUAUAAAACCAUGGUGCUGGGGAAGGUGAAGAGUCUGGCGAUAAGCUUUGACUGUCUGAAUGACAGUAAUGUCCCUGUGUACUCUAGCGGGGAUACAGUCUCAGGAAGGGUCAGUCUAGAAGUAACUGGGGAAAUUAGAGUGAAAUCCCUUAAAAUCCAUGCGAGGGGGCACGCUAAAGUGCGUUGGACUGAAUCGAGGAAUGCUGGAUCCAACACUGCCUAUACACAGAACUACACCGAAGAAGUGGAAUAUUUCAAUCAUAAAGACAUCCUUAUCGGCCAAGAGAGAGAUGAUGACAAUUCAGAAGAAGGCCUUCACACCAUCCAUUCAGGAAGGCAUGAAUAUGCAUUCAGCUUUGAGCUUCCACAAACACCACUUGCUACCUCAUUCGAAGGCAGACAUGGCAGUGUGCGCUAUUGGGUGAAAGCCGAAUUGCAUAGGCCUUGGUUUCUACCAGUAAAAUUAAAGAAGGAAUUUACAGUCUUUGAACAUAUAGAUAUCAACACUCCUUCAUUACUGUCACCCCAAGCAGGCACAAAAGAAAAAACUCUCUGUUGUUGGUUUUGUACCUCAGGCCCAAUAUCCUUAAGUGCCAAAAUUGAAAGGAAGGGCUACACCCCGGGUGAAUCAAUUCAGAUCUUUGCUGAGAUUGAGAACUGCUCUUCCCGUGUGGUGGUGCCAAAGGCAGCCAUUUACCAAACACAGGCAUUUUAUGCCAAAGGGAAAAUGAAAGAAGUCAAACAGCUUGUCGCCAACCUGCGUGGGGAAUCCUUGUCAUCUGGCAAAACAGAAACCUGGAAUGGCAAACAGUUGAAAAUUCCACCUGUUUCUCCUUCAAUCCUUGACUGUAGUAUAAUCCGUGUGGAGUAUUCACUGAUGGUAUAUGUGGAUAUUCCUGGUGCCAUGGAUUUAUUCCUUAACUUACCACUGGUCAUUGGCACCAUUCCUCUACACCCAUUUGGUAGCAGAACAUCAAGUGUAAGCAGUCAGUGUAGCAUGAACAUGAAUUGGCUUGGUCUGACGCUGCCCGAAAGACCAGAAGCACCUCCCAGCUAUGCAGAGGUGGUGACAGAGGAACAAAGACAGUCCAGCCUUGCACCCUUAGGUGCUUGUGAUGACUUUGAGAGAGUACUUCCAGGACCACUAUUUGCAUACAUCCAGGAGUUUCGUUUUCUGCCUCCACCCCUCUAUUCAGAAAUUGAUCCAAACCCAGAUCAACCCACAGAUGACAGACCAUCUUGCCCUUCUCGUUGAAGGAAUCUGUAAGAAGCUGACUUAACUUGGGUUUGGAAUCAUACCUCCUGUGUUGAAGGUCAAGGCGUCAUAGUGGAGAACACACUUUCAAAGAAAGUGGGUUUGCUCUUGCCUAUGUGGUGAAUAAAUGAAAACAGCCUGUGAUCAUGCUUUGAAGCCUACAGUAACAUUGUAGGACUGCUCCACAUGCUUGAAGACCUGAGCUUUCCCCCACUCCCUGUUAAAUACUGGCACAUACUAGGAGCAGCCUUACUAAUCUACAGUGAUGUGUGUCCAAACACUCAAACCACAUUGAGAGGUUUGGCUUCCUCUUACGAUUUGGAAAUUUGCACAUGCUUAUUGCUUACAUUGUGCGGUUCAGUGUCACUACAGCUUUUUCUCAUUUACACCAGACAGUUGUUACCCCUUUCUUAUUUCUUGUGGUCCGCACAACGAGAAGCAAAAGAAAGCUUUGACAAAAAAGAGAUAAACAAACAAAAAACCCAACAGCAACAGACUUUGACAAAUGCACUGACUUUUUUUUUUUUAAUUUAAUGUAGCCUGGACUUUACCUGCAUAUGCACAUGCUCAGAAUUGUCCUAGUAGGCUGAUCAUGUAUCACCUCUUCAUCUUGGAUCCAAUUGUGGAUUUAUUUACAAACAUCAAAUGCCUUCAAGCCAAUCCUUCUUGCUGUAUGUUUUGCAGCCUACUGUAGUAGAUAAGCAACAGAUGUGGGGAUAGGGUGGGAGGGUGAAGAAUUAAUAGAAAGAACUAGUAGACUUCAUCAAGAUUGUAUACUUUCUUGAUUUCUUUUAAGAAUUUGUUGCCUUUCUACUAUUAUCGCAAAGCACCAUUUUGUUACAGACUGCCUAAAAAUCACUUAAUCUCAGGUGAAUUAAUCACUUGCCAAACUGUUGAAAUGCUAUUUGGUUUUUUUAUGUUGCACUGUUGAGUUAGUUUUCUUUUGUUUUGUGUUUGUGUUUUGUUUUUGUUUUUUGAGAGGGAGAUCUGGAAUAGGGACAUACACGAAAGUUACAAAACCCACCUCAUUCCCAUUUCUUUUCUCCAUUAUUAAAAAAGUGUUCAAGUUGUGAAGCUCUAAAAAAAAAAGGCAUAAAUAAAAGCAGCACCAGCAGACACCAUAUGUUCCUCAAAACGCUUUUGAAAGGAAGUGGUUCUAGACUGUCUAGGAUUCACAAAUCAUUAUCUCAAGUACUAGGGCUAGGAAGGGAGAGUAAAUUUAUUUUUAUAUAUAGCUACUUAAUCACCCAAAAUUCUAUAUGUGGUGAGUCUAGUAGAAAGUAGGAAAAGCUUCUUCUAUGCUAAGAGCUCAGUUUGUGCACUUUGUAUUACCUUCAGGGUUUAUAAUACUGUAUAAGACUAGAAGCAUAAUUAAAGUGGGAAAGAUCAGUGGUACCAGCCAUACUUAAAUAUGAGUUAGCUGGAAUUACUUUGACUGCAUCUUUUGUGGCACUCUCAAGAGCUUUAAAACAAGCAGAACACUGAAUUAUACCAUGAAUUCACGUAGAAUGAAAGAAACCGUAUGGAAAGAGCACUUGCCCUUGAGAGUGCCCCAGGAAAAAGCGUGCAGUGGAGCUAUUACCUAUGCUAACAAAUACCAGUGCUUACAUGCUAGGUAUAUACAAUGGAAGUCAACUUUGCUCUUCAGAAGCUAUGGAACAUGGAUCACAGACAAAAGAACACAUUCUGGUCUUGAUUAUUUGAACAAAUCAAGACCUAAUCUGUCAAAUACCUGUCUCCUUGUGCAAUAAGAAAGCUCAGAAGAGUGGGAGAGGGGCAGCUGGUCUUUCUGCAUGGUGCUCAUUUUUAAAAAACCCUGCCUUGUUUUUAAGGCUUCAUAAGUGUGACAGAAUAGGCUUUUCCAUAAGUGGCCUUUAUAAGAACAUGAAAGAUCAUUCAUGUUUCAAAAAUGACAACAGGGUGAUAAAAUAUAAAUGAGUCGCGUUUUAAGUGAUUCAGUUAAAAGGCUUGGGCUUUGAGUGGGAAUAUUGGCAAGAAGGAAGUUGGAUGAUGUUACUAGGCCAAUUUUGUGGAUGUCCUUUCCCUCUGCCUUCUCCAGCCAGACAAUUUUUAAAGCUGAUGGGAUCGUUGGUAUAAAAGGGCAUUUGGUGGUUUUACUUUUUUUCCUUUUUUGUUAUUUUUACAGACUAGGGAACAAUUGCUGAUAUACAUAGCAUUAAAGUAUCACAAUACAAUGGGAAAUUGCCUAUGAGGCAGGAUUGACCAAUGUCGUAGUAAUUGACUUUGCAUCACAGCCUUGGUGAUUGGAAUGAAAAAUUAUAUAAGCUUGUCAAAUAAAGACUUCAGUUUGAAUUACAUUGUUACUCAGAGGCAUUACUCUUCCAUAAAUAUUGGUCAAUUCUCAGCAUGAGGUUCAGAGUUUUAGCCCAGUAUUUGAUAGAGAAUUCUGUUCUGAAUUAGGAAAAAUUAAGUAAAAUCCAAACAUUAGAGAAACAAAGUGCAAUAUUAAAUGUUUGCUUUAUAGAUUCUAUUCAUGGCUGUUUUUACUUUUCUUUUUUUUUCUUUUUUUUUUAGUUUUGGUGCUGAAUAUGUCCUUGUAGACUCUUGUUUUAAGAAAACAAAAUGUGGAAAACAGUUUUAAUUUUUCCUAUUGCUCUUCCUUGUGGAAAAUAAACUUUUGUAAAAAAAAAAGCUUUUAAAUAUUUUAUCUAUGCAUAAAAUAAAUGCCAAAAUCCAUAAGUAUCGCAUAAUACAGGAACUUACUGCAGGAAAACAUGUAUUGCCUUUUAAAAAAAUAGAGAAAAAUCAAUUUGUAGAACUAUACCACUGAGUACUAUAGGGGUCUAGUUUUGGGAUCCUGUCUGUUGUUUACGUCACUUAGCUCAUGGGGCCAAGUCCCAGAUAGGAAAGGCCUUUUUAUCGCAUUACAGCUGCAGUGACCCUAUUUUAAGGUGUCUGGUCCUUUCCCUGAGGAGGUGACACAAAUUUUGGGGGCAUAGGAGGAAAUUGGAGAGUGACUUAAAAGGUUUGGUUUGCAGAUGGAAUUUCGACAUGAAGUUUGUUGACUUGUGGUCUAGAAGGUGUCCUUUGCUGUUCCUUGGAGGCAAGGAGAUGUCAAAACAUCCACCUGUGUCCUGUGCAGUGUUGUUGACUUUCCCUAGUGUGGCAGCAGCAUGGCAGUGCCACAGCAUGUCCUGUAUGCCACACAUGGGCAAAAUGGAUUGUCAUCAUCCUUCAGGAUCAUGUCAUUUGACCUGUGGGAAGAUAAGGGGCUUGAGAGGCAGGCCUGCCCUGUGUGUCUCUGUUAGUGUUUGGGCUAUUGGGCCACCCCAUGUUCCCAUGGUACUGUAUCUUCACUUAAUGAUGCAGCUGCUGAUGGGGGUGACACAAGCAUUGAUCCAGUACCCUACAUAAUACAAACAAUAGGACCUCCCUCUCUGAAACAGAGUAUUUCAGCUUAGGUUUGAGUUUAUUUUUGGCGAAGAAGACAGACAGAAUUUACUUCCUCCUUAUUAACAUUAAUAAUUCUUGCGUAAAUUCAGUUUAAAAUCAAUGAGAAACAUGAAGGCUUUAAGUUUGAUAAUCUGCUUGGAGAUCUGUUAGUGUUUAACUUGUACUAGCAGUAAAAAAGGACUGCAGCUUCUCGCUAACUGCCCCACCACUGGGUUGGGGAAGAGAGUAAUAUAAGUCAAGUUAGAAGACUCAUGGUUUGAGCUAAACACAGUUUAAUAAAGCAAAAGCCACAGACACAAAGGAAACCAAGGAACUCAUUCCUAGUUUCCAGUGGACGGUCUUUCCAUCUCCAGGAAAGCGAGACUCCAUCGUGCCUUAAUGGUGACUUGGGAAGACAAACUCCCAUCGCUCUGAAUGUCCUCCCACUUCCUCUUUCCCCAGCUUUAUAAGCUGAGUUUGACAUCAUAGGUCAUAGAAUAUCCCAGUUGUGUCCCUUCCUAACUCCUUAUCUACCCCCAGCCCACUCCCUGACUGAGUGAUUCAAGAAGCAGAAAAGGCCCAGAUGCCUUGUGAUCUCUGCCCAGCAGCAACUACAACAUCUGUGUUGUCAGUGCUGCUUUUUGUGCAAAUCUGAAACAUAUCCCCAUAACAGCUACUGUGACAGAAAUUAACUACCCCAGUCAAAACCAGAACAAGCUUCAUACAUAAGUGAAUAUAUAUAUAUCUAUAUGUAUUUCUAAAAAAAAUUUUAAUACCUGCACAACCCUUCCUAGGGAUUUCUAGUGCUAUGUGACAGAAUUUAAAUUAGCACCAUUAAAAGGACACUCUUCUAGCAGUUCUGUGCAACAUCUUGAAAUGCUACCAGCACCGCUACCUAACAAACCUAGCUGUAUUGUCAGAGUUUUUGUAAAUUUUGAAGUUAUAGAAGUUUUAUUAUUUGAGACCUUGAGAAUUUUUAAAUGCAGAUGUUUGUUUCUUUAUAUAAAUAGUGUAAAUGCAAAUAUAUAAAUAUGUACAAAACUCUGUUACACCAGGGUGUAAAACUAACGGCUCUUCCACAUCAGGCAUCCAUUAAAGUGUAAAGAACAGCAGCAAGUUACAAUUGCUCAAGCACUUGAGCUUUAAGAGGCAAUGCUGCAGUAUGGAUCAAGAUAUUUUCUGGCAAUUAGCUAGUUAAGACAUAUACCUAGUACUCUUUAACCCCUUGCUAGACUUCUUCCCUUGUUUUACAGAAAUGGACCACUGCCUUGCCAUGAUCUUCAUCUAGCUUACCUUUCCACAGCACACCUAUAUAAAGCACGAAGUCCAGCUACCGCAGUAACAAAGGGUCUCCAGAAGUAGCUUGAGCUGGGCAGCAACCAAGCAAUGGCUUUCUGCAGGAAAACAUCUUUUACUGGCCAGAUGCUACUGAUCUGAACCAAUUCCUGUGACUGGAUACACGGCUAUGAGCAACUCUUGCAGAGAGACAAAUGCCCAGCAGAGAUUUUCCACAGGCUUGUACUUCAGGAGGACUGUUCCUGGGGCCAUAGAUCUUCCACAUGUUUUGGACUUUGAACGGAGUCCCCCUUCAGAGAUCCACAAACAUAUUAGAAGUUACCAGGAUUUGCACUGUAUGACCAGUACUGUGGAUUUUAACUCCUGGAUUUUGAUGUUAUUAGUGAAAGUUACUUCCAAAGGCACAUUUUCAGGCACAUUCUGCCUUGGCCUCCAGAUGAUAUCCUGGAAAUAGGAGAAAAGUAACCUAUCUCUUCUCCCAGCAGUCAUUCACUCCUGUUACUCCACUUGGAUACAGCAUGUUAUUUUUAGAGCUGGAUCUCCCUAUCUCUCCUAUGUGAGGACAGAGGAGUAGCUUCUGAGUAGAGUCCGAGGGCUGCCACAAACUCCAAGUUGAACAGUGCACCUUUCACCUAAUACAGCUCCUAAUGUGGGAUUCAGAGUUCAGAAGAACACUGCCUGUUGAAUUUGCUUCAGGUAGCUUGCCUGAAGUUUGUCAUUAUUUGGAUGAAAGACAAUUACCUGGGUCAGAGAAGGGGAGAGUGCUAAAAUAUAACGUACAAAAUUGAAUUAUUUAGAUGCAUUUUAAGGAGGAGAGAAAGAGACAAUUGAAAAAUUAAAAAUCACAUCCAGAAAGUUAUCCAGGCGCUCUGUGAUAGUUCUGUGUCUUAGGAAAAAAUCAAUUCUCUCUCUAAGACAGUGCAUUCCCUCUACCAUGAGCAGCUCCCUGCAUGAUCUUCUACUGGGGCACUGAGGGUAAUAAGCAACCACACAGUGUUUCCUCUUGCUCCCAUGCAUCACUACCAAGAGUCUAUUGCCUUCCAUCACAAGUCUCUCCAGGCUAAAGCAUACCUUUGACUCACCAACUCUCCACCAAAUGCUUCAUAAAGCAAUGACCUGUUACCUGUUUAUUGGUGUAGCAAAUUUUAUUUCUAAAAUGAACCAAUUAAUGUGGUGCUAUUCCAUCUUUUUCAAAGGAGAUAAGAUACUUUUGUUUUCAGCUGAAUAGUAGGUUGGAACAUAGGAGGAGGGGAAAAAUUAUUGCAAAAUGUUAUUAUUUAUCUGGAAAUUAUUGCAAUUUCCCAGAGCUAAAAAAGGUCUUGUUGUGACUUGACUGCCUUGAAUUAAAACUAAACUCCCCACUGGAGAUGGUCAAUAUUCAAGGCAAAGCUGUCAUCAUUGCCCAUCAGCUAAGAAACAGAAUUUAAGAAUACCUUCUGUGAAAGUUGUCAGGUAUUCAGUAGGUAAUGAUUUCUGAUUAAUAAAUUGCUUUUUUAUUAUUUACACUCUUGCUUGGGGUGACCCUAAGUCAGCUGGAGUCUGUUGAAACCAGUCCAUUUCCUCUGUAAGUAGCCCAUUUUUCUUAGUUAAGAAUUCCAAGAAAAUAUAUCGUGAUAGCAACUGCAGCUCUAAUUUACAAAUUGUUUCAGUAUUAAAUAUGCAAUAUAAACAAAGAAAAGCCUGCAGCAGUUUUACAGCUAUAUAAUUAUCUUCUAUAAAUUAAACUAAAUGGUCUCCUUGCCUAUCAUUUAGCAGGAUAAAACAGGAAAGAUAUUUUUACUGCUGGCUAUUAUUUUUUUACUCGGUCAAUACUGUUUAUAGUGACAGAGUUGUAAUAAAGUAAUAAAGUGAUUCUUCAGUUGUACCAUGUAAAACUCACCUCCCCAAAAAAACAAAGGAAGAAAACAAUACCUUGCCUGUGCAGAAGUAGAACAAUGUAAAUUUAGUAAACUUUAAAGCCACAAACUUU
Molecule: messenger RNA, 8100 nt
Organism: Catharus ustulatus (Swainson's thrush)
Lineage: Eukaryota; Metazoa; Chordata; Aves; Passeriformes; Turdidae
Gene: ARRDC3
Product: arrestin domain containing 3
Exons: 8
Coding region: 198-1442 (414 amino acids)
Biological process (GO): protein transport
Cellular component (GO): cytoplasm
Source: RefSeq, a predicted model, not a curated record